AUGACUGGAAAGUACCUUUUCAAAGGGGGCUUCGUUGUCACGCUGGAUGACUCGCUGGGGGACUUCCCUUUCGGCUCGGUCCUUGUCGAGGGUGGCAUCAUAACAGCAGUCGGGCACGCGGAUGACAUCCAUUGUCCAGAUGCUGAAGUGAUUGAUGCCACCGAUGGGGUCAUCAUUCCAGGAAUGGUUGAUACGCACCGACACGCUUCGAUGUCUCUCACGCGUGGUUUGGGGGCUGACCAAUCCUUGUUCCAUUUUUUGUCCAACACCUACCUCAGGUGGCUACCUGCCACUAGUGUCGAAGACAUGGAGCUUUCGGCUAUGGUUGGUGGCUUAGAAGCCAUCAACAGUGGCGUUACCACCAUCAUGGACACCUGCGAGUCUUUUCAUUCCGAUGGUCAUGCAGACGCUGAGUUUGAAGGGUUGAAGAAGUCCGGUGUUCGUGCUUUCUUCUGCUUUGCAAUGAGCGACGGUGCCUACGGCGACGCCCCAACUGGGCGUGAUGGAUGGGAAGCACGUUUGGAACACAUCCAAAGACUCCGCCGUUCUACUACUCCAGACAGCCUUGUGCAGAUAGGUAUGGCUAUUGGCCAACCUGGCACAGUUCCCUUCGAUUUUACAAAGAAAGAGCUGAGCUUUGCGGAGGACAAUGGCUUACUUAGCUGUUCCCAUUCGUGUGCUAUCGAAAACAGCAUCAUUACCAAGGACAUUGAAGAUCGAGCACAACACGAUUUACUGAUUCCUGGUCAUGUCUACAUUCAUUGUACGAACCUCACCAAACGUGAAAUCGAUCUUAUCGCAAAGUCAGGCGGAAAGAUUUCUGUGGCAACAGAAACCGAGAUGCAAAUGGGUAUGGGAGUUCCUCCUAUCAGAGCCUGUAUUGAGAGCGGCAUCAAUCCAUCCUUGAGCAUCGAUACCUCCACCGCCGUUGCACCGGACCUCUUGUCGCAGAUGCGGUUGGCCCUUCAGAUGCAGAGAUGCUUGGACAACGAUGCGAUUCACAAAACUCGUCAGGUACCUCUGGAGUGCCAAUUCGGUGUCCGUGACGCACUUAUCUGGGGGACGAGAAACGGUGCCGAGACAGUCGGAAAGAUCAAUGAAUUUGGUACUUUGACACCUGGAAAACAGGCCGACAUUGUCAUGAUCACGUCCCGAAACGCCCUCAGUGCAUCCGCUUAUCCACUGGCGACGGCCGUACUACAUUCCAGCCCCGCUGAUGUCGACACUGUCAUGAUCAAAGGAGAGAUCAAGAAGCGUGAUGGGAAAUUAACUGGGCUGGAUGUUGCAGAGAUUCGCCUCAAAGCGAAGGCCGGCUUGAAGCGUAUCAUGGACCAGCUUCCAAAUAUGAGGCCUGAAAUGACGCCAGAUGAGGUUCGCCAGUACCUUUUGAGUGCUGAGAACAUGACUCGGGCCAAUCUGGCAAAGGCGCACUUUGGAGAAAAUCUCCGAGGUGAUUGGACGAGGCAGGAUUAA
Molecule: messenger RNA, 1473 nt
Organism: Penicillium salamii
Lineage: Eukaryota; Fungi; Ascomycota; Eurotiomycetes; Eurotiales; Aspergillaceae
Source: the annotation of a GenBank genome assembly